Asterias rubens (European starfish) is the source of this 1145-nucleotide messenger RNA. RefSeq names its product 40S ribosomal protein S3a-like. The record is from RefSeq and is a predicted model, not a curated record. Gene Ontology annotation, molecular function: structural constituent of ribosome. NCBI's taxonomy places the organism in Eukaryota, Metazoa, Echinodermata, Asteroidea, Forcipulatida, Asteriidae. The transcript has 6 exons. Bases 44 to 847 code for a protein of 267 amino acids. Gene Ontology annotation, cellular component: cytosol; ribosome. Gene Ontology annotation, biological process: translation.
AGGGCGUCCUACACAAGGCCUCUUUCGUCCUCACGGUCUCAACAUGGCGGUCGGCAAGAAUAAGCGACUGACUAAAGGAGGCAAAAAAGGUUCCAAGAAGAAGAUUGUGGACCCUUUCACCAAAAAAGAAUGGUAUGACGUGAAGGCACCAGCUAUGUUCAAUGUCCGUAACAUUGGCAAGACACUCUGCUCAAGAACACAGGGAACAAAGAUCGCUUCUGAUGCACUGAAGGGGCGUGUAUUUGAGGUGUCCCUGGCCGAUCUACAGAACGAUGAGGUUGCAUUCAGGAAGUUCCGUCUGAUGGUUGAGGAAGUACAAGGCAAGAGCUGCCUCACAAACUUCCACGGAAUGAACCUCACCAGAGACAAGUACUGCUCCAUGGUCAAGAAGUGGCAGACAAUGAUCAAUGCCAACCUGGAUGUCCGUACCACCGACGGAUACCUCCUGCGUCUGUUCUGCGUUGGUUUCACCAAGCGUCGUCAACAUCAGAUCAAGAAGACAGCGUACGCUCAGAGCACACAGGUCCGAGCAAUCCGCAAGAAGAUGGUUGAGAUCAUGCAGAGGGAGUGCAGCACCAGUGACCUCAAGGAUGUCGUCAACAAGUUGAUCCCAGACAGUAUCAGCAAAGAGAUAGAGAAGUACUGCCAGGGCAUCUACCCCCUCCAUGAGGUCCAUGUACGCAAAGUCAAGGUCCUCAAGAAACCCAAGUUUGACAUUGGUCGUCUUAUGGAGCUCCAUGGAGAAGGAAAGAAUGCCGCUGCCCCCGCUGUGCCUGCUGUAGCAGCCGACGGUGCCACAGUAGAGAGACCUGAUGGCUACGAACCACCAGUGGUUGAUAGCGUUUAAAUAAUCAACACACAUAUACCACAACCACAUGGCAGGUUAGAAAACAACUGCCAGAAGUAUUGCUCAAACAAUGAACUCACAGUAUAAGAAAUAUCACAGAUUUCUACAAGAAACAGAGAAAACAUUGAGAAAGUAUGAACUAGUAAAGCUACGUCUCUCAUUACAUUAAGUCAGAUGAAAAGACUCCUUUCUUCUCCCAAAUUGUGAUACCUUUAAAGGGUAUCGUUUACAAGAGAUAUCUGGCUUUGUAUAUUACUGUGGAGUUUGGAUGAAAUAAAACAAAUCAAGUCUAUCUGCA